UCUCACCUCUCACCUCGCCCCUCCCCAGCGUGGCGCCAGCAGUGCGGUCCACAGCGUGGCAACGGACCCCAGUAAAUGUCCAUGCCCUAUGAUUGUUCACAGUCCUCACUGAUCCCCUCGUAACCUCACACCUCUCUCCACCCCUUCGCUCGCACCUCUCACCUCGCCCUUCCCCAGCCGGGCGCCAGUGGUGGGGUCAACGGCAACGGACCCCAGCACCACCAUAUCCACCCGUAUCUUCUCCUCUAGCGCCACCGGCACUCCGUGACGAGCCACGCCGGCCGCCGUGCACGCGGCGAGCAGCUGGUCGGGCGGCAGGUGGGCGGCGGAGAGGCGGGAGAAGAAGCCGGUUCUCAGGCGCGGCUGCGGGGUCAGCAGGAGCUUGCUGGCUGGGGAAGGGCACCGGGGGGGUGUGGAGGGAUGGAGGAGAAUUAAGGCACGAGCAGCGGCGUCCGCCCCUUCGAAGUUGGGGAUGCGGUGGUGCACGGGUCUGGGGGGUCUCGCCACGUCGCGCUCCUCCAGCGCGUCCCACACGCGCUUCCGAAUCGCCCACUUCCACGCGCCGCCACUUUCGCCGCCAUUCCCCGCCGCAUCUCCCGCGGUCGCCGCCGCUGCGGGGGAGCUUUCCGCCAUUGCCGCGAGCUCCACCUCAGAUCGCGCCCUCAUCGCCUCCCGCGCCGCGGCGUCGAGCGCAAGCCGCCGCUCCUCAGACUCCGCCGCCGCGGCUGACUCGUCAGGCGCUACCCGCCGCUCCCCCAAUGCAAUCGCCGCGGCGGAAACAUCGUCGCCUCCUGACAGCGACACGAUCGAAUCGUCGCCGAAUUCCGCACUAGAUGCGCUCUGCGCGGCGUGCGCUGCUGAGAAUCCGGGAAAGGCGGCCUUGCGCUUCCGCGCGUGCGCAGAGCGGCGGGGAUCGCCGCCACGGAAUAAAUUGGGCAGCUUUGGCGGGGCGGGUUGGCGGAAGCAAUAAGGAGAAAGCUGCGCGGAGAGAACACGAGGAGGUGCGGAGAAAGAUAACACCGCAGGGGAUACCGGAGAGAGACGGGACGGAGUCACGAGUGCGCGCAUUUUGCGGCGAGAAUGCGGCUGCUAAGGACUCGGCUGGUAGGCGAGGAUUUUGGAGGUAGGGGAGAAGGUGCCUUGCUUGCUAGGCACCAAGGAACUUGCGCUACGCGGGCUGGGGGAAAUUGGGCGCCAAAAUUGUGCUACAGUGCAGUGGGAAAAUUUGUGCUGUAC
Closterium sp. NIES-67 is the source of this 1236-nucleotide messenger RNA. Lineage: Eukaryota; Viridiplantae; Streptophyta; Zygnematophyceae; Desmidiales; Closteriaceae. The record is from the annotation of a GenBank genome assembly.